Sinocyclocheilus rhinocerous is the source of this 1111-nucleotide messenger RNA. RefSeq names its product tubulin polymerization-promoting protein family member 3-like. The record is from RefSeq and is a predicted model, not a curated record. Gene Ontology annotation, molecular function: tubulin binding. The coding region runs from base 153 to 698 and encodes 181 amino acids. Lineage: Eukaryota; Metazoa; Chordata; Actinopteri; Cypriniformes; Cyprinidae. The transcript has 4 exons. Gene Ontology annotation, cellular component: microtubule. Gene Ontology annotation, biological process: microtubule bundle formation; positive regulation of protein polymerization; microtubule polymerization.
CUGUGCUCUCUCCUCCCCUCUGUCUUGCGUCAUUGUACACACACACACACCUACCAGGCAGAGACGAAGACAGAGGAACACACAGACACAUUCAGCAUCCUUUCAGUAGCAGCUUAGCAUCAGUAUCCAGGAUUGUCCAACUCACUGUCAGCAUGGCUGAAGGUUCGGGUGAAGUAUCACUGGCAGAUGUUGAAACAGCAUUUCAUAAAUUUGCAGUUCAUGGAGACACCAAAGCGAUGGGGAAGGAGAUGAACGGAAAAAACUUUAUCAAGCUGUGUAAGGACUGCAAGGUCAUCGAUGACAAAACUGUCACCAGCACGGAUGUGGACAUCAUCUUUAGCAAAGUCAAGGCUAAAUCAGCACGUGUCAUCACAUUUGAGCAGUUCACUCAAGCCAUGGCUGAGUUGGCCACAAAACGUUUUAAAGGGAAGAGCCAGGAAGAGGCAGUACAGCUUCUCUAUGGUCUCAUUGCUGGCAAAGAACCCGCCAAUGUUGGUGUCACUAAAGUGGCAAAAGCCUCUGCUGUAGACAGGUUAACAGACACCAGCAAGUACACUGGUUCUCAUAAGGAGCGCUUUAAUGAGUCGGGAAAGGGAAAAGGCCGUUCAGGGAGGGAAGACAUCCCUGAUGCCAGCGGCUACGUUUCAGCAUACAAAGGCCAAGGCUCCUACGACAGCAAAGUAAAAGAGGAUGAGUGAAAGGAAAAGAUGAAUGCUGAAGAAUGCUUUAUGCAUGACAUAAUGAGCAUAUGUUUGAAGUCUUCCUGGUUUUAUUUCAGCAGCUGUGUCGUGGCUUGCCUACAAAAACAAACCCCUGGCUAAAACCUUGCACGAAAACCAGUGUCUUUAUUACUUUUACACUUGCGAGCACUUCACAGUUAAUGUUCUACUACCAUUAUAAAUCACUCUUUGGUGAUGCUUGUUUUUUUUUUUACACUGGUUCUUACCACCAUGUAGCGACCUGCCUGUCUGUCCAUACCUGCUAGCUACCUGAAAAACAUCCAUUUGAAUCCCAGGGAACACACAUGCUGAUAAGAUACAUAUCUUGAAUGCAAGCCAUUUUAGACAAAUAAAUUAAUGAGAAUUUAAGACAAAAACAAAAACAAAUAAUA